AUGAACACUACUAUCACUGGCAGUAUGCAGCAGCAGCAAGCAGAGUUCCAGGUUCCAGCUGAACAAAGCCCCCAGCAUGGUCAUCAUGAGCAAGAUCAGCACCAAGGAAUGGAGUCCACCUUUCCUUCGGAGCUGGCCAUGUGCUAUGAGACACUGAAUGUCAAUGAUGCCGACGAGAGAGUCGAUGGCCAAAUGGAGCGGAGCGGAGAAUGCCAGGCACGUAACGACAUGACCGUUCCUGUUUCUGCUCUGGAAGCGGCCGUAGAGAAAGGCAAGACUGUGCUCGGUGAACUCCUCGGCGUUUUCAACCAGCCCCAUGUCUCGACUGCGGAUACGGACUGGCGGGACGCUAUCAGCGAGCUGCUCGAAUCUGCUAGAAAACCGAAAGUCGUGAUUGGGGUGCUCGGGGCCACGGGCGCCGGCAAAUCGUCCCUCAUCAAUGCGAUCAUUGAUGAGAAGGGGAUACUGGCAACGAACUGUAUGCGGGCCGCCACGGCGGUUGCCACCGAGGUUGCUUAUAAUGAUGGCCCUCGGCGAUACAAAGCGGAGGUUCAGUUUAUCCAGCCUGAGGAGUGGAAGCGAGAGCUGGAGAUCAUGUGCCAUGAGAUGCUGGACGAGAAUCCGGAUAUAAACGCCAUCAAGACAACCAGGGAGAAAAUCAAGGCUGUAUAUCCUGAACUGGAUUACGGGAAUCUCGCAGAUACCACGAUGGAAAGGCUGCUUGGCCACCCGCGCAUCGCGAACCUGCUGGGAUCCUCGCUCUUGAUCGAGGAAGACGACACUCGGAUCUUUGCAGACAAGCUCAAGCCCUACAUUGACAGCAAGAGCGGAACAGCGCGAGGGGACGCAGGUCUCUGGCCGCUUAUCAAGAGAGUCUAUCUGUACGUCAAAGCCCAGGCGCUAGCAACAGGCGCGGUCCUGGUGGAUCUUCCUGGCCUGUACGACUCAAACGCUGCUCGUGUCGCUGUCGCAGACGACUAUCUGAAGCGCUGUGCGGCCCACUGGAUCGUAGCGCCCAUCAACAGAGCUGUGGAUGAUAAGAUCGCCCAGUCGUUGGUCAACAAGCAUCUCAAGUCGCAGAUGAUCUUCGAUUGCAUAUGCGAUAGUUUAACAUUCAUCUGCACGAAGACCGAUGAUAUUUCUGUCACUGAAGUCCAAACGGGUCUGGGGCUCGAAAGCCCGUCAUUUGAUCGAGAGGAGAAAGAGAAGUAUGAUUUGUCGACCGAGGUGCAAAUGCUCGACGAGGAAAAGGCGAGAGUCGAGGGUUUACUAAAUGAGACUCAAGAUCGCAUCGACAGCCUGGAAGACGAUUCGACAGACUAUCCACAGCCAUCACCCCUCAAGAGAAGAUGGAACAGCGAUGCGGAAAGCAUUUUCUCUGAAAUCCCAGUCAGUCAAGCUUCCGUGUGUGCAGCAGGCACGCCUGAGAGUUCUCAAGCUGUCCAAACUCCAACCCUAGGGUCAAAAGAGGAGAUCCUUCGUGAACUCAAGGCACGAAAAUCGGAACUUCGCAAACGUCGCAACUCCCUCAUUCAACAGAGAAAGGUCAAGGGAGAACAGUUGGAGAGGCUCUCAGUUGAUCUGGCCCAGAAGAACGUGAGCAAUAUCCAAACUUCCAUCCGGGCACGCAACAACUAUUCCAGGAAAGAGAUCACCAGGCACUUUCAGCACUUGAAUCGCGAAAAUGACAACAGGAUCCUGCAUGGCAAGAGUGAAUUCGAGGGGGACCUUCCUGUUUUUUGUGUCUCAACCAAGGCAUAUCAGAAGCUCCAAGGUCGGCUUCAGAGGAACGAGCCCCAAGUGGCCGGGUUCACCGAGUUGGAGCAAACUGAGAUACCCCAAUUGCAAGCUCACUGUAUCCGUUUGACGGAAGGUCCACGAGAGGCGUCAAGACUUUUGCAAGAAACAUCUUGCAGAAACUUGCAUGGCAGUAAGGGAUUUAGGGAAGUAGUCGCGGAUUGGAAUAAAGAUGUGCAUUGGAGCACCUACCGAGCGAUAUGCCGUCGUAGCGGGGUCUGGAAAGGCUAUAAUUGGAACAGCGAGGUGGCCCACACCAUGCUGGAUUAUAUCCGCUCCUACUGGAUCAGGACGUUCAACGAAGAGAUCCCACUGCAUCUCGAGAUCUUUUCCCUGAAUACCAAAACAUGCCUGCAUAUCUUCCACAAGAGCGUAGUUUCAUCUGCAGAUGAGAGUAUCGCGCGACGGAACAAUGCAAAGCUGCAGAAAACGCUAGGCACGGCCACCGCCUCCUUGAAACACCAGCUCAAAAAGACCGAGGCGUCCCUCAGAAAACGCCAGAAGACUGCGAACCGAUUGUUCGUUGGAGCGAUUGCGGCAGAGCUUGAAGGAACGUUCUGGCAGUGCGCAAACGAGGCCGGGACUGGGAUGCUCAAACGGAUGCAAGCACUCAUGGAACGUGAAGCCGACGUGAAUGGAGCACAAAUCCUGGAAAAGAGUGCCCAACAAGUAUCUGAAGCGCUAUCCAGCAUAUUAAAAGAGACCGAGGGCAAAAUCACUCGUAUGGUCCGCGUAACCGUGAGAGAGCUGGCGCGCGAUUACCACACAGCGAUUAUUACACCACAGAUGAUCAAGCUCUCGAAGCAAGAGAUGCUACUGAAAUUAGAAGUGGCUGAAGCCAUUCGCAAAGCAGAGCAGCAUCUCAUAUUGGACGAACUGAAUCUCAGUGUCGAGAAUGGACCAGCAACUCCGAACGACUCUCCGGCAGCGGUGGAGACGGGGCCAUAA
Messenger RNA from Aspergillus fischeri NRRL 181, 2745 nucleotides. RefSeq lists its product as uncharacterized. The record is from RefSeq and is a predicted model, not a curated record. The transcript has 8 exons. Bases 1 to 2745 code for a protein of 914 amino acids. NCBI's taxonomy places the organism in Eukaryota, Fungi, Ascomycota, Eurotiomycetes, Eurotiales, Aspergillaceae.